Molecule: messenger RNA, 3950 nt
Organism: Limulus polyphemus (Atlantic horseshoe crab)
Lineage: Eukaryota; Metazoa; Arthropoda; Merostomata; Xiphosura; Limulidae
Product: serine/threonine-protein kinase 26-like
Exons: 10
Coding region: 24-1613 (529 amino acids)
Biological process (GO): protein phosphorylation
Molecular function (GO): protein kinase activity; ATP binding
Source: RefSeq, a predicted model, not a curated record
AACGUGAUCGAAACAAUAUUUAAAUGUGGAAUCCAGGAGUUUCAUUUGAGGAUUUGGAUCCAGAAAACAUAUUUACGAAACAUGAACAAAUUGGAAAAGGAAACUUUGGAGAAGUAUUCAAGGGAAUAGAAAAAAGGACCCAACAAGUAUUGGCCCUCAAAAUCAUUGAUUUGGAAGAAGCGGAAGAUGACAUUGAAGACAUUCAGCAGGAGAUUACAGUAUUAUCUCAAUGUGAUAGUGCCUUUGUAACGAAGUAUUAUGGAUCCUACAUCAAGGAUACCAAAUUAUGGAUUGUUAUGGAAUAUCUCGGAGGUGGUUCUGCCCACGACCUCAUGAAGGCAGGUGAUUUUGAUGAGGAACAUAUAUGUAUAAUCUUAAGGGAAGUAUUGAAGGGGCUAGACUAUCUUCAUACUGAACAUAAACUUCACAGAGACAUCAAAGCGGCUAACAUCCUGCUGUCUGAAGAGGGAGACGUGAAGCUAGCGGACUUCGGUGUGGCAGGCCAGCUGACUAACACACUAAAAAGGAGGUCACUCGUUGGAACUCCGUUCUGGAUGGCUCCAGAGGUCAUCAAACAAUCUGCAUAUGAUAGCAAGGCAGACAUCUGGAGUUUGGGUAUCACAGCAAUUGAACUAGCUAAGGGAGCACCCCCAAACUCUGAACAUCACCCCAUGAAAGCACUUUUCCUUAUCCCUAAGAACAAUCCACCACAGCUUACGGGCAAUUUCAGUAAACUGUUUAAAGAUUUCGUAGAGGCGUGUCUGAACAAGGAUCCUAAAAAUCGACCAACAGCAAAAGAACUUUUGAGGUAUCCGUUUAUUCGAAAGGCCAAAAGAAAUACAUAUUUAGUGGACCUUAUUGAACGAUAUAAAAAAUGGAAGAUGUCUGGUGGAGAACAAGAGGAUAACGAGUCUGAAACAUCUGAAUCGGAAGGCCGUAGUAUUCACACCUGCGAAAGUUGGCAGUGGGAUCUAGGGACCGUUAAACAGUCUGACCAUUCUUUUCGGCAGAUGGAAGCACCAUCGAAACAUCAUCAGAAUGGAACCGUGUCUGAACUUGUCGAUGAUCCAUCAGCAUCACCGAGCAGGCUAAAAUUCAAGAAAGGGAUUUCUCGAGAAUUUACAAAACAGAAUCUAUCUUCAAAUUCCAAAAUUCCAAAUGAAACAUUUAUAAGAAAUAAUGUAGAUACAGGAGUAAUAAAUAAUUCAGCGAGUUCUGAAGACAAAGGUGGAUUAUACAUAAAUUCUGACAAAGGACUAGAAAUCAAAUCCGGCUUGAGUAAUAAAAUCAUCAACAAUGAAAAGACAGAUGCUAAAGUUGUAUCCAGAACUUCAUCAUCUUUGAAAAAAUCCUUGUCUUUUAAGAAACCAUCUUGUCUUUCAACAGUGAUCCGUCCACUAAUAAGCGAGCUCCACGAGAAAUACCAUGCUUCUGGAAAGACUCAAGAUGAUGAACUACUUAAUGCUGUUGAAGAACUUCAUGGCGCUUUUGAUCUUGCUGAAAGGUCACAUCCAGGGUUUAGUGAUAUGUUUGUUUCAGAACUUAUUUGUCACUUACAGCCUAGUGUUUCUUCCCAUACAAUACAUGAGACAAUGGAGAAACUGACAAGGUAAAUAACAAAAGGCUGUAAGAGUGGGACUAGUUUCCUACGAGAACAAGCUGAAGUGGAAAAUUCUACCCGUGGAGGAUUUUCUUGCGGGAUUAGUUGCACUUAAAACAACUUUCCAUGAGAGGAGGAUUAAGUUUUGGACCUAAAUCGACUUGUGUAUAUAUAGUCCUGAAGAGCUAAAUCUUACACAAAAUUGAAUGACUCCAUUUUGGGGAAGUAAAGGUCGUCAUAUUACAACAAACGUUUGAUAGAUAUCUUCUGGGAAACAAUCAAGUGAUACAAGUUUGCCAUGUUGGAAUAUUUUAUUAUUCUGUAUUGAUUUUUUUUUGUAUAUUAUAUGCUGUGCAAAUACUAAAUAUGGCAAAAACAAUCACAAUUACAUAGUAAACAGCAUAUUUUCAAAUAUAUUGAACUUAUACAUAUAUUCUCUACCAAAGCUAGCACACAUUGUUGUAAUUUAAAUUUCAAAAAUUAUUCUUUUUUGCCGACUAGUAACUAUUUCCACAGGCCUGAUAUUAGAUAAUCACCAAGCAUUGCGAUUCUCAGUGCAAAGUAAUAAAAGUUUCAGUGUUGUUUAGUGAACACGUUAUAUAAAAAGAGCUAAGAUUCCAAGUGCAGUCUUACGAAGGGUUUGGUAUUAUCUAUAGUGAACAAAUACUAUAUAAGAAGUAAUUCCUAGUGAUAAAUUAUUAUUGAAUUUUUAUGGUUGUUUAAUAAAGAAGUAAUUUUUAAAGAUUUAUAUUGUCCGGUAAACAAAUGUCAUGUAUAAUAAAUUUGAAAAAUCAAUAGACUGUGUUGUUUAAUGAACAAGGGUUAUGAAAGGAAUUGUGAUGUCUAAUGAAUAAUUGUUAAGAAAGGGCUGUAUUGUUUGGUGAACAAAUGUCAGUGUUAGGAAAGAAUUGUCUUGUCUAGUGAACAAUUGUUAAUAAAGGGCUGUAUUGUUUGGUGAACAAAUGUCAGUGUUAGGAAAGAAUUGUCUUGUCUAAUGAAUAAUUGUUAAGAAAGGGCUGUAUUGUUUGGUGAACAAAUGUCAGUGUUAGGAAAGAAUUGUCUUGUCAGAGCACAGAUAGCCCAUUGUGCAGCUUUGUGCUUAACUUCAAACAAACAAACAGAUUAUUAAGAGGACUGUGUUACUUAAUGAACAAGUGCAAGGAAAGGUUUGUGUUACUUAGUGAACAAGAGUUAGGAAGGUUUUAUACUCUAUAUUCAACAAACGUUAAGGAAAAAUUACAUUGAUAUAUAACGAUUUAUGCUAGCGAAACGUGAUCUUUUGAUUGGUAGCUUAUGUGACAUUAGAACAGAAUAGAAUGAAUAUUAAUUUUAUACAAAUCACACAAGAUGUGCAGCCAAGAAGCUAUUAUGUUCUUCUUACUGUAAACCCGUAUUAUAGGGCCAGUAAAGGUUUGUAGAAAAUUAUUAGCAAACAUAUUGUGAAGGAUUAUGUUGUCUAAUGAAAAGAUAUGAGGAAAUGAUCAUACAGAUUUUACUUUUUUACCAAAGGUAAAAUUGAAAAAAAAAAUUGUGACGUAGAGGCCUAUUACAUUCCUUGAUUAGCCGUACUCUGCUGUGGACUGCGUUCCGCCUAUUCAAGGCAUAUCAGCACAGCUGGGAUCAGCAAAACAAAAAAAUGCAGUUAGUUUACUAUAUGGUGAAUUAAAAGGGACUCAAAGACUUCCUAAAUCUUAUUAUGAAAGAACUUUUUUAAGUCAACAAAUAUUAAUAAAAGAUUGGAUUGUCUAAUAAAAACACUUGGUUAUGAAAACACUGUUCACUAGAGAACAAAAAAUUAUAAUGUUAUGGUGUGAACAUUUUUUCCGAGCUGGAAAAGCAUUAUUGCAAUCAAAUUAUUUGUCAUUUGAUAUCAGUGUUGGGCCUAUUACAUUUUUAACACUGCAUUCUAUAUCUAUCUCUUAGGAAUUUUCAAAAAUUAGACGAGUAUAAUAAUAGCAUUCCAAUCAUACUAUGUACACCAUAUCCAUGGUCGAUGAAGCAUUUCGCUCAAUUCUGAGCUCAUCUGGACGUCUGGGACAUAAAGGGCUUGAUGAGUUUUGAAUUAUUAUACAAUCUUCUAAUUCUUGAAAAUUCCUAAGGGGCUAAAUAUAGAAUGCAAUGUUAAAAAAAACAAAAUAUAAUGUAUAAUGACAAGUAAAUCAAUUAAAAUAUAUUAUAGCAGUGUUUUGGUAGAAAUUUGUUACAUCAUUGUAUAAAAACAUAUUUGCUGUUCACCAGUGUUUCUUGGUAAAUAUACAAUUCUGUCAUGAAAAUAUUAAGUGUUAACUCUAAAGGAAGAAAUGAUGUUAUUCAGUUGUUUAUUAUUUCUUUGUUCUUAUAUCUAUGCCCC